Cucurbita moschata (crookneck pumpkin) is the source of this 1762-nucleotide messenger RNA. Its product is annotated as beta-1,6-galactosyltransferase GALT31A-like. Gene Ontology annotation, molecular function: hexosyltransferase activity. Gene Ontology annotation, cellular component: Golgi membrane. NCBI's taxonomy places the organism in Eukaryota, Viridiplantae, Streptophyta, Magnoliopsida, Cucurbitales, Cucurbitaceae. The transcript has 11 exons. The coding region runs from base 378 to 1589 and encodes 403 amino acids. The record is from RefSeq and is a predicted model, not a curated record.
GCUUUAGACACCGCUUGACCUUGACGGCGACGAGUAGGUGACUAGGUGGGGGUAGCAGAGACCCGAGUCCAAUUCCAUUUGAAUAUACCAAUUUUUUUACAUUCCCGUGAGGCAAUCAUUCCAGAUUAAUCAAAAUUAUUCAAAAUCCCAACAGUUUUUACCAUUUCGAUUUCGCCCAGAACAGAGCUGCGAAGGAAAAAUCAUUUUCCAGGUUCCUAUAUUCCCAUAUUCCCACCACAAUCGGAACCCUCUUUCUGAUUUUGUUGCUUCUCGUCUCUUCUUGUUUCAUGGGUUCUCUUUGCUUCUUCUUUCUGAGGCUAAUCUCAAGAGAAUAGUCUGGACGCGUUUCGUUGGGUUUUGGAAGCUUCUGGGCUCUAAUGGGUCUGAGCAGACCCCACAAGGCCACCAAUGGCUUCUCUACCAGAUGGGUUUUUCUAUUUUGCAUUGCUAGCUUCUUCUUCGGUAUUUUUGUUGUUGACAGGUUUUGGGCCGUGCCUGUGCCUGAUCCAGUCGAAACAAAUGAGGAGGCGUCUUUAGAGAAAGUUCAAUCAAAAACCUCUCAGCCUAUUGUUAAUUGUGAGAAGAAGGAAGCUUCCCUACAGGAUGACAUACUUUCUCGGGUAUCAGAGACCCAUGAUGUUAUCAUGACAUUAGACAAAACAAUCUCAUCGUUGGAGGUGCAGCUAGCUGCAGCUAGAGCUUCUCGAGCAAAUAAUGAUGAAGGAUCUCCUAUGGUUACAGAGCCCGGAAUCAAGAAUUUGAAGGAGCGGCCAAAGGUUUUCUUUGUUAUGGGAAUCAUUACGGCCUUCAGCAGCAGAAAGCGAAGAGACUCUAUCAGAGAAACAUGGAUGCCUCAAGGUGAAAAUUUAAGGAAGCUGGAGGUGGAGAAGGGAAUUAUAAUGCGCUUCGUCAUUGGACAUAGUGCAACUCCUGGUGGCGUGUUGGAUCGUGCAGUCGAUGCAGAGGAUGCACAACACAAGGAUUUCCUAAGACUGAACCACAUAGAAGGAUAUCACGAAUUAUCCUCGAAAACCCAAAUAUACUUUUCAACCGCGGUUGCUAAGUGGGAUGCAGAUUUCUUUAUCAAAGUUGACGACGAUGUUCACAUAAAUCUCGGUAUGGUUGGUUCUACUUUGGCUCGUCAUAGAUCGAAGCCUCGCGUUUAUCUUGGUUGCAUGAAGUCGGGGCCAGUCCUUGCCCAAAAAGGGGUUAAGUACCACGAACCUGAAUACUGGAAAUUUGGCGAGGAAGGCAACAAGUACUUUCGACAUGCAACCGGGCAAAUUUAUGCGAUCUCCAAAGAUUUGGCUACCUACAUUUCAGUUAAUAAGCCCAUACUACAUAGAUAUGCAAAUGAAGAUGUUUCUCUGGGUUCAUGGUUCAUUGGUCUUGAUGUGGAACACAUUGAUGAUAGGAACCUCUGCUGUGGCACUCCACUUGACUGUGAGUGGAAGGCUCAAGCAGGGAAUCCUUGUGCUGCAUCAUUUGAUUGGAGUUGCAGUGGCAUUUGCAAAUCAGUGGAGAGAAUGGAGGAGGUACACCAGAGGUGUGGGGAAGGCGAUGAAGCUAUUUGGCAUACCAGUUUUUAGAAGCCCUUUGAAUUUGAUAUCAUUAUUUCUUGUCUUUGUAUAUUUGUAGAAUAUUUGUUUGUACCAUCAACACAAAACUGAUACUCACAAACCCAUGCCCAAUUUUUGCCUAUUUAUUACUUCAUGGCAGUGGGUGUUGAUUAAUUUAAUGGUUUGAAGCUAUUAUUCAAUCA